AAAAAAUCCUGUGCCAAAAAAAUAUAAAAAAAAAAUAUUAAAAAAUGUGGAAAAUAAUUUUAAUACUGAGCAUCGCAACUGCUGUUAACGCUAAAAAAGUGCGACAAGAAAUUUUCGAACAAGACUUGGGCGACGCCUUCAAAAUCGCGCCAUCUACCGAGGGUCUUGCCAAAGUUCAUCUCAAAUGCGGCGCCGACUCCAUGCACGUGACACUCGAAACUGAGGAAGACUUCCACGGAGUUCUUUACACUCGCGGCUCAUUCUACAAACAAUCUGAGCCAUGUUUCGUCAAACCAAAAGGCGUCAAGGGCGAACGAACUCUCCGAAUGAAAUUCCCUCUCACGCAAUGUCAAACAGUUCAAGAUGGCGAUCUUUACUCAAACGUCAUUGUCGUUCAACAUGAUCCCGAACUCAUCACGCCGGGAGAUUCUGCCUUCACUGUCGAAUGCGAUUUUAGAAAACCCCGAAGUUUGAAUGUUGAAGCUUCCAUGAAUGCUCGUGAUAGUAAAUUGGUAAUGCAGCCAAAGAGUCUUGAGCUCCCGCCUGUUGCUGCGACAACUCUUGCAACGCCAACGCAACUUCAGCCAAGCUACAACGAUUAUUUGCAUAAAAUGCACUUGAAAUAUUACCAACGAUACAGUCCUGAAUUUUACUUUCAUCCUUACGUUUAUCAUCAAAUGAAUCCCAACUUUUACUAUCUCGACUACAAUAAUUUAAUUCUGUAAAAUCUUUUAAGUAAUUUU
This is a messenger RNA of Culicoides brevitarsis, 743 nucleotides long. RefSeq lists its product as uncharacterized. Bases 45 to 725 code for a protein of 226 amino acids. The record is from RefSeq and is a predicted model, not a curated record. The transcript is spliced from 3 exons. NCBI's taxonomy places the organism in Eukaryota, Metazoa, Arthropoda, Insecta, Diptera, Ceratopogonidae.